AUGUUCAUAUCAGGGCUGAUUGCCCGCGGGGCCCCUACAUUUCCCAAGUAUCUGCUCUACACUAAAGCUACUCUUAUUCUUCUUUCAACUAUUGUCUUAGCGUUGGCUUCCUAUGUACUAUCUAUUCAGGAUAGUGACACUUAUUAUAACUCUGGAGUUCCAGAGUAUCUGAUCUUCCUGACAAUAUUUACGUGGGUUGUCUACGGUGCUCCACUAGCUAUUGAGCUCAAGGCACCUCAAUUCUAUUAUCGCAUAAUAGUAUUGGCUGCUUAUGGCCUGAACUCUAUUUUUUGGCUAACGGGUUGGGCUUGGAGCGCAUCUUGGGCCUCGUAUGGCCUCUCAUUCAACAAUGGUUACGAUGAGAGCAGUGGUAAAGACCUAUGGGCUACAUUCGGAUCUGUAAUGGGAGCUUGCGCAGGUCUUGGAGCUCUCAUAUGGGCUCUAUCUAUCGCAGAACUCGGCUUCUUCUGCCACUUCGCAUUGCGAAACUUUAACCCUAUGUAUAUUGGCAACGCAGGGUCUGAGAGAGUUCACCUCAGGACUCAACAUGAGGUUCAGACCUCUCGACCCUCUCAGCGCAGUUAUACUACGCAGUCGGUCUAUGGGGGGCAACCCCAGUGA
Molecule: messenger RNA, 621 nt
Organism: Daldinia childiae
Lineage: Eukaryota; Fungi; Ascomycota; Sordariomycetes; Xylariales; Hypoxylaceae
Exons: 2
Coding region: 1-621 (206 amino acids)
Source: RefSeq, a predicted model, not a curated record